AUGUUGGAGCUGGAGGCUGGGCAUGACCAGGACCUGCAGAGUGAACAGGAUGAGCAAGACAGAGAUCACGUUCAACAAGAAGAUCCCCAGGCGUCCACAUCUUUGCAGUUUUCAAAGGAGAACAUCCCUGAAUGCUUAUUAAGUGAGGUGAUGUCCCUGGAGGACCAAAUUGAAAAGCUGAAGUCACACCAGGACCUUGACUCUGAUCAGGGGGCAAACAUCGAGGUAAAUGCUUGUAAUGAAGCUCAUGAAUUAAAGGAAAAACUCGUUGCAAGAAUAGAGAACUUUUGCAAGGACAUGACUCUGCUGAAUACAAAGUUGGGGAUGUACCAAAUGCAAGAAGGGAAAACAGACUCUCAGAGUCCUGAAGAAAUGAGAAUGGAAGAAAGGGAGCCCCUGCUUCCUCAGGCUUCACCACCCCCCUUACGGCAGAAUUCUCCUCCCUGCAUUACAAUGUGGAAAUGUGCACUGAGGAUUUUCAUCAUGUAUGUCCUCACCUUCACUGGACUUUCAUGUUACAUACUAUUUUUUGAUGCUACGUUUAUCUUUGAAAAGGUGCUCCCUAUAAUGCUUGGGUGCCACAGAAUGUGGGAACUGCGGGAGAUUAUUGCCCCUUUCUUGAAUUUGGAAGUGGAAGACUUGUUACCCUCCUAA
Eubalaena glacialis (North Atlantic right whale) is the source of this 654-nucleotide messenger RNA. RefSeq names its product single-pass membrane protein with coiled-coil domains 2 (gene SMCO2). The record is from RefSeq and is a predicted model, not a curated record. NCBI's taxonomy places the organism in Eukaryota, Metazoa, Chordata, Mammalia, Artiodactyla, Balaenidae.